CGUAAAUUAUCGGAAUGCUAUUCCGACCAUAACUGAUAAAAGCCUCAACCAGGUGUUUAAUCGCGCAGGAAGGUAUUUAUCUAAAUGGUCCCGUGAGGAAUGGGUUGCACGUACAUAAGUAUCUUCAUUAAUGGCAUCUAACGAUUGAUUGAGAGAUACUAUUGACCGACGGCGAGGGAAACGAUGGAAGGAAAAACUCUGGUUGAAAAGUGGUAUGAUGCACACGCUGAAGUCGAGGAGCACCGCUUGGACGAAGGGCGACUCGAGUUCGAAGUGACCAAGCGGACUAUCGAUUCCUGCUUGUCUACGUUGGGCUUGCACCAGGCAAAGAUCUUGGACGUUGGUGGUGGGCCUGGCAGAUAUGCCAUCGCACUAGCAAACCAAGGCCACCAAGUCACCCUGUGUGAUUUGUCAGAGAAGAGCCUGGACAUUGCAAGAAGGAACGCGGAAAAGGAAGACGUCAAACUCAACGCCAUCAUCCACGCAAACGCACUCGAUAUCUCACAACACCCACUCCUCGACGCUGCCAAUGGUUCCUUCGAUGUAGUCCUGUGUCUCGGCCCACUGUACCACCUCACCGCGCCUGCGGAGCGAGCAAGCGUGAUACGAAAUUGUAUCGCAAUGGCCAAACCGGGGGGCUGCAUCCUCCUCGCCUACGUAACGAUAUAUGCGCACCUCCGCGAUGUAGCGCAGCGCGAGCCCUCGCGUCUUGCGCGCGAGUGGCAGUUUUACAGCCAGUAUCUGCAUAGCGGGGCGUACACGAGGAACCCGGCCACGACGUCUUUCCAUGUGGAGCCUGCGGAUCUCUCGGAAGAAUUCGUCGCUUUCCAGGACCAAGUGGGUGUCGAGAGGGUGUUGAGUUGUGAGGGCUUUCUCGGGUCGGGCGGCGCGAAGGGGUUUGCGGCGUUGGAGGAGGUGGAGAUGGAGAGGUGGGUGGAUGUGGUGAUGCUGAGUGCGGAGCGUAAGGAAACGUUGAAUUGUGCGGAUCAUUUGCUUGUGGUGUUGCGUAAGGGGGCUUAGUUGUUCAAUUCUACUAGUAUACUACCUGCUUUGUCUUAGACCAAGAAGGACUUGGGUUUUCCAAUGAGAUGUUGUUGAA
Molecule: messenger RNA, 1099 nt
Organism: Bipolaris maydis ATCC 48331
Lineage: Eukaryota; Fungi; Ascomycota; Dothideomycetes; Pleosporales; Pleosporaceae
Product: S-adenosyl-L-methionine-dependent methyltransferase
Source: RefSeq, a predicted model, not a curated record